AUGCCCACCAACGCUGCCGCAGAAAACGUGCUUGGCACCAUCGGUACCAUCUGCUGGACCGUCCAGCUCGUCCCGCAAAUAUGGCACACCUACCGCACCAAAUCCGUCGACGGGCUCUCAGAAUACCUUGUCUUGAUGUGGGGUAUCGCUGGAGCGUUCCUGGGCCCCUACUCGAUCGUCCAAAAUCUGAACAUCCCCCUCAUUCUCCAGCCACAGCUCUUCGCCGCGCUAUGUUUCGUCUCUUGGGCGCAGUGCCAGUAUUAUGGGCAUAAACGCUCAAAGACAGCAUCGAUAGCCAUGUGGCUGGUCGCGAUAUCUGUCUUUGCAGGGUUCGAAGCCGGGAUGGUCUUCGCACUCAGACCCUCGGCGCGCAACGGGAACUUGGCACCAGUACGGGCCUUUGGCAUCAUCAGCACCAUCAUCCUCUCGCUGUCCUUUGUAGAUCUACAAGUAAAGGAGGUGAUCGGCAUCUCUUUGUUGUUCAUGGGCGUCGACCUCCUCGGUGGCGUUUUCAACGUCCUUUCACUGGUGUUCAAAGGCGACUUCGAUGUCGUCGCGGGCAUCACGUACUCCCUCGUCGUCCUCCUCGACGGGCUUGUACUAUUGGCCGCCUUUAUUCUCAACCCUCUCGCCAAGCGCCGACGCUCAAGAGCAGCCCGAGCCGAAGCACAGGCUGCGUCCGAAAAGAAAGAACCGGACACGUCGGAGGUUGAGAAGGGUUCUGCAUGA
Molecule: messenger RNA, 729 nt
Organism: Epithele typhae
Lineage: Eukaryota; Fungi; Basidiomycota; Agaricomycetes; Polyporales; Epitheliaceae
Product: PQ loop repeat-domain-containing protein
Exons: 8
Coding region: 1-729 (242 amino acids)
Source: RefSeq, a predicted model, not a curated record